ACUCCUGCCCCUGCCAUGCCGCAUGAUGCGGUUGGCUCCGCCAUCUUCGGCGGUCUCCUGGGCCUCUCUCCAGAUGCGUCACUCUGUGCGCGCUGGCGCGCGUCGGACGCCGGCUGGGGCGUCUGCCUCGACGAGCUGCGGGACGGCUGCAUCGUGUACACGGCCGGGCCCGGCAGCGGCGAGAGCUUCGCGAGGGAGUUGUCGGCGCACGGGUGCGCCGUGCACGCCCUGGACGCCAAGGGGGACAGGCCUCACCCAACCCCGGCGUCAACCUGA
This is a messenger RNA of Prorocentrum cordatum, 276 nucleotides long. Lineage: Eukaryota; Dinophyceae; Prorocentrales; Prorocentraceae. The record is from the annotation of a GenBank genome assembly.